Messenger RNA from Trypanosoma theileri, 981 nucleotides. RefSeq lists its product as uncharacterized. The transcript has a single exon. The coding region runs from base 1 to 981 and encodes 326 amino acids. Lineage: Eukaryota; Euglenozoa; Kinetoplastea; Trypanosomatida; Trypanosomatidae. The record is from RefSeq and is a predicted model, not a curated record.
AUGACUGAAGGCCGUUUUGAGACAAUUCACAAUCUCCGACCUAAAAAUUGGGAUGGUCGACGUCAUUGGACCAAUUGGCAUCACCUUUAUGAUUGUGAAAAGGAUCACUUGCAACGAGAAAGUUGUCCCUUUCAUGAUCUUCGUGCUGGUGGACAGUUUCAGUACGAAUACUGGGGAGCAGGAGAGUUUACAGCACCUAUCUUACCCACUCGUCUUAAUGAUCGCCCAGAUGGAGAUAGAAUGGACUUUGCAAAAGGACGUGGAACUCAAAUUGGUGGACUUGGAGAUAUUCCACUUGAUCUGGAGGCUGGAGGACCACCAAAAGGUCUCGCACGUCCUGUAAAGACUGCAGUAUUUACAAAGAAAAAUCCAUUAAAACGUGGUCUCUUUGGUGAGUAUCCAUAUAUGCCAGAUCCACUGGAAGAGAAAGCCGCCGUUCCUGGUGCUAAAGGUGCAGCUAGAGGUGUUGACGGUGGUAUGAGGGCAGGACGUGUGGAUGGUUUUGGUCAGGCUCCAGAGUGGAUAGCUGAUCCCUACAAUGAUAAGAUUGAUCGUGGUCGUAUUCACCACUUAAAGGCCGGUCCACUAACCCACAGACCUGAAGAUCGACCUCCGUGGAUGCCAGAAGGUGAACCUGAAAAACGUAAAAAACGACCUCAAGGAGCAUUUUAUGCAGGUAAGCCAUGUGGUAUUAUUAACGAUAUAGAGUGGAUUCCAGAUCCAUUGCUUGAGGGAGGUGUUAAAAAACAUGCAAGACCAUUCCGUACAUGGCACACCAGAACAAAAUGGUCUAUGCCAACGGAUGCACCCUGGACAACGGGUAAAAUUACAGCUGAACCUUUCCGUGGACCUAAUUUGAAUUUAACACAAUCUGGUGUACCGUCUUUAGAUACGUUCAAGAGGGUAAAUAUGACUCAAACUAUUGGAAAAGAAGCUGCUUUGUCAUCCAUAAGGGCACCGGAACGUGUGAAAUUUAAGUAA